AUUUCAAGUGGAUAUGUCUUUGUAGUACUAUCUAAUAUCUAUUAAAUUACAACAUCUCUUGUUUUCACUAUUGUGACAUUAACUAGAGAUGUCUGAUAUAGAAGUCACCAGCGAUAAGACUAUAAUACAUUAACAUAGCUAUAGCAUACGGUGUACUUCCGCAUCUUUCACUUUUAACUCCCAUCUCGUUUCUUCCUUCUCAACCAUCAUCUUCCGAUGGAGAUACCAGGGAAUAGAGCAGACAAUAAACCGUCUACAUCUUCCAGAGGUCGUGGAAGAGGUCGUGGUAGGGGCCAUGGUGCUCGUGGCGGUCGCAAAUCCCAUUCUACUAGGCAAUCAAUCUCAGAAACGAACGAGGAAUCAAGUACUCAGCCAUCCAGCGAGCCUAGCAACUCCGACAGACCAAAGCCAAAGCCACGUAGGAAGUUCAACGGUUCUCUCACUCAGUCUGGUCAGCAAUCUCAACCGUUGCCACCAAUACCACAAGUUGAAACGACUGAUGAAGACGAUAUUCGCUCACGUUUAGAGCGUGAAUUGAGAGUUGGAAAGGUGGAGUGUCUGAUUUGUUUUGAAGUUGUCAAAACUCAGGAUAGAACACACUCAUGUAACACUUGCUUCAACGUCUACCACUUGAAGUGCAUCACAGAAUGGGCCAAGCAAUCUUUUGGACAGCCGUUCAAAGAAGGCGAACAGAAGCAUUGGAGGUGUCCCGGCUGUCAGACGAAAUCAACAAAAAUACCACGCGAAUAUAGAUGUUUCUGUAGGAGACAGCGUGAUCCAAAACCAGACAAACUGGCAGUCCCUCACUCCUGCGGUCAGUCUUGUUCAAGGAAGAGACAACAUUGCAAACAUCCAUGCCCACUUCCUUGCCAUCCUGGACCAUGUAUGGACUGUCAAACUUCACUUCAUGUAAAAUGCCAUUGUGGUAAGACUACAACACCAAUCAAAUGUGCAUAUGCACCGAGAGAUCCGUCGACUGGUAAAAUUUUACCAACUGCCUGCGGCGAUGUCUGUGGAAAACAACUCGGUUGUGGUCAACAUUCUUGCAUUGAUCAGUGUCAUCCUGGACCUUGCUCACCUUGUAACAAAGUUGAGAACAGCAAGUGUUAUUGUGGGAAAGAAAGAAGCGAAAAGCCUUGUGGAACUCGUGGAUAUCUCGGUAAACAAGCAUGUUAUAGCAAAGAUGAGUUUUAUAUUGCUCUAUGGGAAUGUUCCAAUGUAUGUGGUGAAUACUAUGACUGUAAUUUCCACAAGUGUCAAGGAUUUUGUCACCCGCCUUCUCGCAAAGCUCUCACUUGCCCGCUCUCCCCAGAGGUCAUUACUAGAUGUCCUUGUGGGAAGCAUGCUCUCAAAGAGCUCAAUAAUGGCGAGAGAAAGAGCUGUCAAGACCCAAUAGCUUCUUGCGGUAAAACGUGUGGAAAGUCUCAUUUAAACUGUGGUCACAUCUGUAAAUCGAAAUGUCACACAGAUGAAUGCCCACCUUGUGAUGCGGAAAUUACAACGGUGUGUCGCUGUGGUGUAUCAAAAGUAACAAGGAAAUGCUUUGAAGUGCAACAAGAAGGCGAGGAGGUACUUUGCGAUAGAGUUUGUCACUCACUCAGACUUUGUGGAAAGCACGAGUGUCUCAAACGUUGUUGUCCAUUGCGUGAAUUUGAAGACAGACGUGGUAAACGUAAGGCAUUGAUUGACACUCAAAUUCCUGAAGAAGUUAUGCAAAUGUGGCAUACAUGUCCAAUCAUUUGUGGAAAGACCUUAUCUUGCGGUACUCACAAAUGUCUCGAACCAGAUCAUAAAGGAAAGUGUGGUCCAUGUCUGAAUGCAUCAUUUGAUGAACUCACUUGCAGUUGUGGUAACACUACACUUGAACCUCCAAUACCAUGUGGAACAGAAAUACACUGUACAUAUCCAUGUAAUAGACCACCUCCAGAAUGUGGUCAUCCACGUCCAUCACACACUUGCCAUGGUGAUGAUGUUAGUUGUCCACCUUGCCCAUUCUUGACAACACGUUCAUGUCAAUGCGGUAAAUCUCAAAUUUCGAACGUUAGAUGUUCUCAGGAGAAUGUAAGAUGUGGAAAAAAGUGCGACAAAAUUCAAGAAUGUGGACAUCGAUGCAAGAAAAGCUGUCAUAAAGAUGAAUGUAGAGGACCGGAGGAAGCCUGUAGUUCAGUUUGUGGAAAAUUGAGAUCAAUCUGUUCACAUACUGACAUUGCACAAUGUCAUGGUUUGACACCAUGCGAUGAAUCGAUGCCCUGUCAGGCGGUGAUAAUUAUGGCUUGCAAAUGUGGAACUCAGAAGGCUAAAGCAACUUGUGGUGCUUCAUUAUCCAACACUCACUCAAAGCAGGAUGUCUACCUUGAAUGUAAGAGUAGUUGUGCGGCAGCAGAACGUAAUUCAAGAUUAGCAAGAGCUUUAGGAAUUAAUGAUACAUUUAAGCGUAAAAUUGAUUACAACUUUUCAAGUGAAACUAUCAGAUUUGCUCAAAUAAAUCAAGGUUUCGUUAGUGGUAUUGAGAAAGCCUAUAAUGAAUUCAUUGAUUCUUCAAAUAGAGCUCUACAAUUACCACUUAUGAAUAAAUCAAGAAGUGCAUUUUGCAUUGAUUACGCUGAGGCAUACGGUUUUGAUACAGAAAUUUUCGAAGAUGUUAUCACUAUUAGACGCAAGAUUGGUUCACAUCUUCCUUCACAAUUACUCACUAAAUUGGUCGAUGAAUAUAAGCAAGACAAAGCUGGUGUCAUCGAAUUCCGUAAACCAUCUGGACAAUCAACACCUCAAUUAUCAAGACAAGGAAGUGUAUCAACUCAUCAAUCUGAUGACUGGGAGGAAUUAACAAAUUAAAAUGGUUAGAAUGCAUUAAAUUAUUAUAUAGAUUUAUAAGAAUAGUAAUAAGUACAUAGAAUUAGUAAGAGUGGUGGAUCCUUAGUUUAUAAUGAUAAUAGUAUGAAUAAUUAAGCUUUGUUAAGCUUUGUUUUCUCCUUGUGUUUCUGAUUCCUUUUGUGCUUUCUUUAUAUCCAAUCUACGAUAUAAAGCUGUAAAUGCCGAAAUUGUUCCAAUGCUGAAGACGACCCAGGCGAGACAAACGCCGAAAUUGAAUCCCAGCUCGUUUUUAGUGUUGAAAAUGAUACAACGUAUACCUCUAUUGAUAUGAUAAUAAACCAUAGCAGGAUAAUACCUGAAAAACCAUACUUGUAAGUCAACCGGCAAGGCUGCUACUGAAACGUUUGAAAUAAUCAAAGCGAUAAGAGCAUAUGCCAUAAAUUGUGGUCCAAUGACGGUAAUAAUAGCUUCUGUCGCAAGUCCUAGAGCUGCCAUUCCACAAAGCAAUAGGGCAUAAGUACAGAAAAAGCCUUUAGCAGUGUUGCUGAAGUGCGCAUUGAAAUGUACGUCCCACGGUAAAUUUAGCAUUGCAAAGAAGAGCGACAGAAUGGUGUAUAAAAAGAGGGGGACCAAAAGUCUCAUGCCAAUGUAAGACCUCAAAGUGAGAUGUUUCUCUAGGAGCGGUCUAGCAGCAGAAUGAGCCAUUGUACAUAUGAAGCUUAAAAUAGUGAGAUAAAUGAGACCAACAAGUGUGAUGGCCCUAGCAACUGGUUGGUCAAAUGGUCUAAAAUUAUUGAUAGUAGUAGCAAAUGGAGUAGCAGCAGUUUGAGGUGCAUUUGUGAGUGCCUCCAUCGCAGUAACAUUACCGCCUUGUUGGGACAUGUAAGCAGCUAACAUUUGUGUACCAGCUUGGAUCGUUGCUUGCUGCACUAAUUUUUGGGUUGUGGGCAAAACUAUUCCAGCUGCUUGUUCAUUACGCGCUUCGGCAUAGUAAAUACUGACUGAAGACAUAGGAUCAUAGCUACUGUCGCCAUUUUCGCGCGCGAUUAUUAAAUUCUGAGUUGCAUCCUGCUCGGCUACUACGAAUACCCAUGCCCAUUCGUCCUCGACUAGUGCUUCUUCUAUACUCUCGGCUGUUGGAACCUUCUCGGAGGGCUCCUCAGUCCAUCCCAAAUGAUGUUUUUCGUUAAGCGAUUGGAAUAUUGUAGUACGUAAUGUGUCGCCUAACGUGCCAUUCACGCCGUUUGUAAUGUCUCUAUUAACAAAGACCGAGUUCACCUGAAAUAGUCGACCUGACUCGUGUGCUAUACUUGCCCAAUAAACUUGCAGGCAUCUAUGUUGUUUAGAUGUACAUACUUCUUUAUAAUGGCAAUACUCACGACCAUAUCGCUAUUAUUGUCAGAACCACGGAACCAGACAAAAUCUUGAAGUAUGUAGCACGUAGGGGCUUCAAGUCUGGUGACCAGAAGCCCUUACUAUAUAAGGCUGAUUGCGAUGCUCGUUCAGUGGCGUUAUCUUCUCUAUCUACCAUCUGAUCCUUAUCUGAAGAUGACUCUUUAUGGGAUAAU
Wallemia mellicola CBS 633.66 is the source of this 4382-nucleotide messenger RNA. RefSeq lists its product as hypothetical. Lineage: Eukaryota; Fungi; Basidiomycota; Wallemiomycetes; Wallemiales; Wallemiaceae. The record is from RefSeq and is a predicted model, not a curated record. Gene Ontology annotation, cellular component: nucleus. Bases 217 to 2835 code for a protein of 872 amino acids. Gene Ontology annotation, molecular function: DNA-binding transcription factor activity, RNA polymerase II-specific; zinc ion binding; RNA polymerase II transcription regulatory region sequence-specific DNA binding. The transcript is spliced from 9 exons. Gene Ontology annotation, biological process: negative regulation of transcription by RNA polymerase II.